AUGUCGAUCAUGCCAAUUGUCUCCUGUGGCCCACGAAGUAGCGUCUUCGAUCCCUUUUCCCUUGAUUUUACCGUCCCCUCUUCACUGUCAACUUCAUCUCCGCUGUUUUCUCAGGAAAAUUCUGCAUUUGUCAACACUAGGAUUGACAGGAAGGAGACCUCAGAAGGCCACGUGUUCAAGGCCGAUCUGCCGGGGCUGAAGGAGGAGGAAGUGAAGGUUGAGGUUGACGACGAGAGAGUGAUACAAAUAAGUGGAGAGAGGAAUGUGGAGAAGGAGGACAAGAACGACAAGUGGCUUAGGGUGGAGCGGAGCAGUGGCAAGUUCGUGAGGAGGUUCAGGCUGCUGGAGAAUGUGAAGAUGGACCAGGGGAAGACUUCCAUGGACAAUGGGGUUCUUACCGUCACCAUUCCCAAGGAGGGAGCCAAGAAGCCUGACGUCAAAGUGCUUGAAAUACUGAAUACAUAG
Messenger RNA from Carya illinoinensis, 465 nucleotides. RefSeq names its product 18.5 kDa class I heat shock protein-like. The record is from RefSeq and is a predicted model, not a curated record. Gene Ontology annotation, biological process: response to hydrogen peroxide; protein folding; response to salt stress. Bases 1 to 465 code for a protein of 154 amino acids. The transcript is spliced from 2 exons. Lineage: Eukaryota; Viridiplantae; Streptophyta; Magnoliopsida; Fagales; Juglandaceae.